AUGAAAAUUCUACAAUUAAAUUAAAACGAUAUUAAUAAUUUUGUAAAAUUAAUUAUUUAAGUGUGGUAAUAAUCACAUUUCAUUUUUUUUCAUAAAAAAACUUUCUUAGAAACUUGCUAAUGUUUUGGCAACCAAUAGAUAAUUUUAAUCAACAAUAUUGAUAGGAAAAGAGUCAUAAUAACACAAAAAUUUACGUUUUAAAAAAAAUUAUUCAAAAAAAAUAAUCGUUCUAAUGAGGGUCUUCAUAUAUUGAUUUUUAUAUUUUUAUUGAAAACAUACAACAGAUUUAUGAUCUAAACCAUUUUAUUAAGAGGGUAAACUUGA
This is a messenger RNA of Paramecium octaurelia, 324 nucleotides long. NCBI's taxonomy places the organism in Eukaryota, Ciliophora, Oligohymenophorea, Peniculida, Parameciidae. The record is from the annotation of a GenBank genome assembly.